AAUAGAGUAGUGAAGGAAGCUUCAAUCAUUUUUUCCUCGGAUCUAAACACUAAACAGAGACACUGCUACUACUCCUACCUUCUUUCUUCCUACUUUUCACGUUUUGCAGUGAAAGUGAUACCACAUUCAGCAUAGCGUACUGGACCCAUCAUUUACGAUCUACGCCUUUCACCGACGCCACCAUAACCCCAUUCUUUCUCUCAAACAAAGGUCUUUUUUUUUUUUUACUUUCAUCUUUUUCUGCUCUGCAAAAGUUACAGCAAAACCCCCCCUUUGUUGAAAAAGGGUUGACAAAAAAUUAUUCUGUCCACUGAAUAAUGAAUUUGUGAAUUACCAUCAAUCAUGGCAUGACUAAAGUUUGUACUUUUGUUCUUACCUCUGAUUCAUUCAUUCAUUCAUUCAUUUACCUUUUACUACCUCUUUUGUUCUUUUCAAUCUUGGUCCCCAAUUUUUCCAACCUUCAACCAGCACAUAAAGUUUUGACAUUAUUCAGAUUGAUGGGUAGCUCAAAUGGGUGUGGGUUGGGUUGAAACCGAGGUGGGUGAGAGAAAGUUGGAUCCUUUUUUGGGUUCUGUUGCAGUAGUGGGGUUUUGAUCCAGUUCAAUUGAAAGGUUAGAAGGAUAACGGAUGAAUGAUCAUCGGUCUUGUAAUUGAGCACAUUACUGUAUCUGUUGCUGUUGCUAGUGACUACAUAUGUUUCGGAGACUGAGAUGGUUUGUGGGUCUGAAUCAGAAGAAUUUGUCAACAAAGAGGUUGGGCAAUGUUGAGCACCAACCUGGACCUGAAAGGCCAAGCCAGCUCCCUGUGUUAGAUGCUGUUCAUGAAGUUGCUGUUUACAUUCAUAGGUUUCAUAAUCUUGACCUUUUUGAACAAGGAUGGUACAAAAUCAAGGUUACCGUGAGAUGGGAGGUGGGUGAAGAUUCCUAUCCUGGGAUUCCAGCACGGGUUGUUCAAUAUGAAGCUCCUGAAGUGGGUUCUGACAAUUUAUGUAGAGUUUGGAUGAUCGAUGAUGCUGACAACAGUUUUUCAACCCCACCAUUCCGAAUUAAAUAUGCUAGGCAGGAUGUACUUCUUUCUAUCAUGGUUUCAUUCUACCUAUCUUUUGGUGCAUGUGAGGAUCAAUCUUCUGUUAUCUUGAAGUUUGAGCUCUUACAUGCCCCUAUGAGCGGAACAGGGUAUGAGUUCCAAGGUUCACCAGAUGCAUUCUCUGCUUCAGUUCAUGAAUAUAAAAUACCCCCUAAAGGGCUUCUGGGAUUGCAUUCAUAUUGUCCUGUCAAUUUUGAUGCUUUCCAUGCUGUCCUUGUUGAUACAAGUGUUCACAUCAGUCUACUAAAAGCUAGUCAUCACACCUCUCGACCGAAGGUAUCCAGUGAUUCUAGAGGCUCAGAAGGCACUUAUGUUGAAGAUUAUGUUGGGUCAAACAAGGUUACGCUUAUCAAAGCAUUGAUGGCUGCCCAUGAUAUCCUGCUUGAGGAUUUGAAAAGAAUAAGCACAGGCAUUGACCAAGCUGUUGAUUUGACUGAAAUUACUUCUGCAUCAGAUGUUACGGAAUGGUUUCGUUCUACUUCACCAGCAAAUGUCAAUGGUGAUUCAUCACCUCUACUGUCUGACAGGCCACACGUAAGUUCUGAGGUCCUCUAUCAUUACAAAAAAGCUGCUCAUUCUAUCAAUAAACUUACCGACCCUUUCUCUUGGGACGACCAUCUGUUGAUCUCUCUCCAAUCUCUAGGGAAUCAGCUGCUAAGUCUUUGGAAUAUUUUUCUGAAAUUCCACAGGGAAAACAAAACAAAGAUAAUGGAAUUCUUACGUAAUUCCUGGGCUAAUGAACGGAGAACUGAAUGGUCAAUAUGGAUGGUGUACUCAAAGGUUGCAAUGCCUCAUCAACCUAAGAUUAAUGGAGUUGAAAGGACACUAUUGCACCAUGGUGCACGCGGAAAUACAAGGAGGUUAACUGAUGAUCCUAUUCAAAUUGCAACAAUGCGUGCAGAACUUCAUAGGCGUGGUAUAGCACAAAUGAGGAUCAACAAUCGGUCACUUCAAGACAUGUAUAUAUUUGGAGAUCCUUUGCAUAUUCCAAUUAUUAUUGUUGAACGCUUGACAAACAUAUACCAUUCAACCAGUGUGAGUUCAGAUUUCAUUCCUCUGAAGGAAGAAGCAAGGCAUAAACUAGAAAAUGGAUAUAGAGCCACAAAUAAGAGUGGGAAUAGCCGGCGACAAAAUGAACACGUUUUGAGAGUAGUAGUUUUUGUACAUGGGUUUCAGGGAAAUCAUUUGGAUUUACGGCUUGUUCGGAACCAGUGGCUUUUAAUAGAUCCCAAAAUACAUUUUCUCAUGUCAGAGGCAAAUGAAGACAAAACAUCUGGAGACUUCAGAGAAAUGGGGUCAAGGCUUGCCCAUGAAGUGAUCACCUUCCUUAAAAAGAAGAUGGAUAAAGUUUCAAGAAAUGCCAUCUUAACUGAUAUCAAGCUUAGCUUUGUUGGUCAUUCUAUUGGAAACCUCAUUAUCCGAACUGCCCUCGCUGGUAUUUAUUGUCAANNAUAUCUGAUGUACUUACAUACAUAUGUCUCCAUAUCCGGUCCACACUUGGGUUAUAUGUAUAGUUCAAACUCUUUAUUCAAUUCAGGACUAUGGCUAUUGAAGAAGCUGAAGGGUACACAAUGCAUUCAUCAACUAACUUUUACAGAUGACCCUGAUCUUGAGAAUACUUUCAUAUACAAUCUUUCCAAGGAGAAGACACUGGAAAACUUCCAGAAUGUAAUUCUUUUCUCCUCUCCUCAGGAUGGUUAUGUUCCGUAUCAUUCUGCCAGAAUUGAACCGAGUUCAGCGGCUUCCUUGGAUUCCUCUAAAAGAGGGAAAAUCUUCCAUGAGAUGCUAAAUAAUUUGUUGGGCCAAAUCCAAAAUGACUCUGACCAUCGUGUGGUAAUCCGAUGUGAUGUCAACUUCAACACGGCUUGCUAUGGCAGAAACUUAAACACACUUAUUGGACGCACUGCACAUAUUGAGUUCUUGGAGUCCGACAUUUUCGCCAAGUUCAUAAUGUGGUCUUUCCCAGAGCUGUUCAGAUAGUAAACAACUGAAUUUCCAUAAUUCAGGCCAUUUUGUCAGUUUAGCAAAACAGAUAGGUCGACCGAAGGCUUUCGGAGCAGUGUAAAGAGAGAUGCUGAAUUCAAGUCCGUCAAAUGUCAAAACUCCAUGGCAU
Messenger RNA from Arachis ipaensis, 3199 nucleotides. The record is from RefSeq and is a predicted model, not a curated record. Lineage: Eukaryota; Viridiplantae; Streptophyta; Magnoliopsida; Fabales; Fabaceae.